Molecule: messenger RNA, 1149 nt
Organism: Closterium sp. Naga37s-1
Lineage: Eukaryota; Viridiplantae; Streptophyta; Zygnematophyceae; Desmidiales; Closteriaceae
Source: the annotation of a GenBank genome assembly
AUGCAACUUUACUUCCGUCGGAUUGGUUUGCUGAAACUAAUGAUUGGGGAGGAGCCUAGACCGAGUGACCCCGCGCUGCAGGAAGAUUGGGACGAGCGCGCCUCAGCUGGCUACUACUUGAUGUCGCAGAGUUUGGAGCUGAACCAGCGUCACCACGUCAUGCACCUGCUGCGGGAGGUUGAAUGCGGUCCGAAGGCGUGGACCGUGUUGAAGGAGCUGCACGCCCCGACCUCCGUUGUCGCAACGUUGAUGCUGGAGAGGGAGCUGUCCGUGUUGCAUUUGAGCAAGGGAGAGCCGGUGCAACCUGUUUUGGACAGAAUGCGCGACCUCUACGCGAAGUUGGCGACCGCGGGAAUCACCUACCCGGAGCAGACCAAGUGCUUGAAGAUGCUCUCGCUGCAGCCGGAAUCAUGGCUUCAAUUCACGAGCGGAUUGAGCCUGCCGCAGAACCAGAGCUUGUGGACGCUCGAGUGGAAUCGUCACCAGGAUGGCGGCGUGCGGAGGAACCAGAAAAACGGCGCGAACAUGGUUGCCGAUUCGUCCGACAACAACCUGAAGAGCAACGGCGUUGCAAAGAAGAAGAAGGAGCGCACCGCGGGCCAGUUCUUCCAUAUUGGAGAGCAGGGGGAGCAAGGAGACGCCUCUGCAAAGGUUGGAGCAGAGCUGCAUCCCCUGGACUAUUGGGUGUUGGACACGGGCGGUGCUUGGACGAUGACGCCGCACAAGGAGCUGCUUGAUGACGAACGAGCUGCACCGAUCAACGAGGUGUGCUCCGCCUCUGGACACGCGCUGAAGGUGGGUGGUGUGGGACGAGCUGCAUUCAAGGGAGCGGAUGGCAAGCCGGUGGUGCUGCAUGACGUUCUCCUCGUUCCUGAUCUCAAGGCCAACCUCAUCUCCCUCCGUAAGCUUGCCAAGGCUGGGGUGAGCACUAGCACGGAUGGGGCACGCACGUACAAGGGGCAGCUGGGAAAUCGGGUGCUUUGGGAUCUGCACGAGAGCAAGGAUGUGUACAGAUCCAAAUGGCAGCUGCCGGCAUUGGCGUGGCACGGUGGGGGGCAGGCUGGAGAGGGGUCUGCAUCCCAGGGGGAGUGCAACGCGGUUGGAGGGGUUGGUGUGAAAGUGUUGGCCAGAUCUGGGGAGACGGAUUAG